Molecule: messenger RNA, 3937 nt
Organism: Procambarus clarkii (red swamp crayfish)
Lineage: Eukaryota; Metazoa; Arthropoda; Malacostraca; Decapoda; Cambaridae
Product: ELMO domain-containing protein 2
Molecular function (GO): GTPase activator activity
Source: RefSeq, a predicted model, not a curated record
CGUCAGUUCAGUGGCGUCGACCAAUCAGGGGGCGGAGUGCGUCAGCUGCCGUCGCCUGUACCAAUCAGGAAGCACAGUGCGUCAGCUGCUGCCAUCUCCACCAAUCAGGAGUAGAUUCUACCUGACAGUGCUUGCGUCGUGCUGUGUUUUUCUGGCUAUGAACGGGCUUGCACUGUUCGUUUCUGUGCUACGAUGAAGAUUUCCAUAGCCGACCAGUCCGGGCUGACUGACCGGACUGGCUCCCCCGUCCCCCCAACAAGGGGGCAGGUGGAGCUAACAAGCAGAGGAGGGAUGUUCAGCAUUGUAUGGAGUACCUUGUAUUGGUGGAUGCGUCCACUGAUCAAGUGGGUACUGAGGCGCACCACCAGACUCUGUGAGUUACAACGUAUAUGUUACGGUGAAUACAAAGGAGCCCUGAGGACGUGUGGUGUUGAAUUUUCAUUAAAACAUAGCCGUACUCCGGAGAUCCAAAAGUGCAUAAAAUAUAUGGAAACCAAAUGCCAGGAGUGUACCCUCAAGCGAGACCUUAUUUAUUAUGCUGUAUUUGCUAUUGUCAGAAUAAAAAAGAUCAACACACACAUUCAUAAAAGGUUCACAGACACCUUAGGGGAGUGUUUAACUCAAAUCUGGGGUUAUCGACAGCUGAUGGCUGAAAUAGAAAUUAUACGAAAAGAAAUGUAUGACUCGACAAGUCCCAGCCACGAGGAGAAGUUGCUACGACUUUGGGCUGCCUUAAUGCCAGGAACUAUAUUAGAGGCAAGAAUCACAAAACAAUGGCAAAUCAUUGGUUUUCAAGGAGAUGACCCGCAGACAGACUUUCGUGGAAUGGGCCUCCUCGGUUUGGAAAAUUUGCUGUUUUUCGCAGAGCAGUAUCCAACCGCUGCCCGACAUGUUCUGGCACGCUCACAACACCCUCACUAUGGGUACUCCUUCGCCAUUGUUGGCAUCAACAUCACCCACAUGGCUUACAGCCUUCUUCAAAGUGGCGAUGCUAAAAUUCACUUCUACAAUGCCUCCAAGAGGUUUCCAGAAGUGCGGGCGUUCCAUCAAUUCUACUGUUAUCUAUUUUUUUCCUUUGAUGAGCUCUGGCGUCACGAGAAGCCCCGGGAUAUGAUGGAAUUCUCCCGUGUUAGAGAUAAGUUUGAGACGCAGGUAAAAUAUAAGCUUAAAAAUCCUACUGCAUUUUUCAAGUGUAACUUUGUACUGGAGAAUGUUUAGCUUGAAGCUGUAAUUGCUGGUGUACAACGUUUAUUUUGUACGAUGAGCUAGGACUGACAGAGAUGUUGCACCAUCAGAAUACAGCAUCUUAUUAUUUAUACUUUUGCAUUAAGAUCACCGAGUUACCUGGUACUUUUAAGGAUAUGGAAAGUUGAUGUGUGUAUAAUUUAUGGAAAUACAUGAAUUUUGAACUUGGGGUUUUUAUAUAGAGUUAUAAAACUUGCUUGAGUUUCCAACAUGUGUUUACUAUAAUGGGAAAUAGAUUUGAUUUUGAAAACCUUUGAUUUAAAUUAUUAUUUAUAAUCCAUGAUAAAUAUCAUAUGCUGUAAGAAUUCAUAAAAUAUGUUUAAAAUCUUUGUAACCAAGUUAUCUACUUUUUAUUGCACAUAUUAAUGAUUGUUUCACACGGAAGAAGCCUGUCACUGCAAGACAAAUAAAGAUGGGCUUUCCAAGUUUAGUUUUAAUAUAAUGUGACUAGAAAAUUCAUUUCAUAGUUGUAAUGAUAAUGCAAACUGCUGCUUUAAUCCAGCAUAUUUGUGACAUCGCCAAAUGCCUCGGGCAUCGGUUUGGAACUAAUGAGUUCAGCUUUGUUUUUGCAGCUCUUGGGCAUUGCCAUUGUAUGUUUACUGACUUCAAUUACAGAAAAUAUUUAUUGGAAUGGAUUUUUUAUUCAUAGAGUACAAUUAUAACCAAAUAUCCUAUGUUUACUCAUAGUGAUAAUUAAGUUAAGAAGACAUUUUCAGUAUUAUAUUUCAAGAUAUAUCUAUGUAAAGGAGGAGCAAGUUGUGUGUAAACACCUGUUGUUAGCUAAUCAUUUAAGCAAAUCUUAGUUGAGAAUACUGUGACCAAGUACUCUGUGGCACUAAUUAUUUAUGAAUGUGAAAAAGCUUUGCAAAUGGUAAAUAAUAAUCUGUAAUAAUGCACAUGAAUUUAGUGGUAAUGAACUUAACUUCAUCUGUACAUUGAUGUAAAAAUCACUUCCACAAAACUUCAAGUGAAUUAGGUGACGAAUCUUUAAGUUACUGAACAGAAUUCAUGUCUUAACAGACUAAUGGAGAAAUAUUUUCAAAAUGUACUUUGUAAAAUUGUGGUGCAUAAACAAGGGAGCUCUCAAGAUAUUUUUCUCAAGUUCUUUAUUUUUAUUCUGUGUGAUACUUCCAUAUUUAAGAUUAUGACAUGACCUAGGUGUUUAGACUUGUUUCAUAUACUUCGUCUUUAAAUAAUGAAGUGCCAUUAUAGAAUAAUUUCUCGAUAAACGGAGGAAGUGUCGCAUAAGGAGGGUAGAAGUUGACUCAAGGUUCCGGUGGAAAGCUCUGUAUAGUACUGUGUGAUAAGCCCUGUAAGACCUAUAUUAAUUUUUUGCGAACACAAGUUAUUGUGCAAGUGCUCCCUGGUAGGUGGUGUAAUGCACUAGGGGAAAUGCUUGCCUAUCAGUGACUAUGGGGCAGUGAGAUCUAGCUCUUUGUGCCCCGCCUCCUAGCUAUUUAUACCUAGCGAUCUACUUGCCAACCACCCAUACAGGGAAUGAGAACUUCCUUACAUUUCAUUAACUUGAUUGCAAGUCCAGCUUUUACUGAUGUCUCCUCGUCCUACAUCUUUUGAAUAUAAAUAGGCCUCCUUUAUCUAUUUCAUCUAUUCCUUGCAAUGAUUUCGGGGCUCAGCGUCCUCGCGGCCCGGUCCUCAACUAGGCCGUGGGGACCUCAAGAUUCACCUCAAGAUCUUGUAUGUAGUUAUCAUUGGUCUACUGCUAGACAGGACACAGAUUAUGUGGCACCCCUACCAUAACCACAGAUAUUAACACCAAGUAAAAUAUCCAAAACUUUCACAAAUAUGAUAACUUUUUCUUAUUUGCUAACAUACUGUACAAGGUAUGAAAAAUGCAAAAUAAACAAAGCCUAUGUAUAACUUUUCUCCUAAAUGAGGCAAUUGCAGCUUUGUUUAAAAAUGUUUGCAAAAUAUUUGCAAAUGUUUCAUACUUCCCUCCGCUAUUUGCAUUGGUGUGUUUUACGCAUUCUUCUUACUGUCCUUGUUGAGGGAUGGUGGCUUUUUGGAAGGUAUUCCACGUGCAUUUUCUGUGCAGCGACAGUGGGGUUCAUGGUGCUUUUCACCACUCUUCUUUUCCUUGUUCUACUGUGGAGAUCACACCAUGCUCAGACUUUUCUUGUCCAUCUGUUAUUAGUCGGAGUCUCUUGCCAAUUCACCUCGUGUCAUUGGCGGAGCUAAUGAGGUCUGUGUUUUGGGGUCAUGUGGUCUUUUCUCCAUUUUGCUCCCAGUCUUGCAUGCCCCUGACCUGCUCUUCCACAGCUUUGGCUUGUUUCCAUGUCUUGGCCUUCCGAUGUCCCCUUGUUCUUCUAGUUUUCAGGUGGGUGUGCAUUGCUCUCCUCCAGCACUGGGGGUUUUGUUUUUUGACCCUGGUGUGCAUUUUGUCUUUGUUGCAGACUCCUCCUUUCUAGCAGAGUUGGAGUUGGUUCACUUAUGAAGGGGGUCCCCUUUGUUCUUUGGCUUCAUUUGUUUGGCCAGAGGGUGGGGUACGUCUUGUGUGGUGUUCAAUAGCGGCCCUGCUGCCUCCUUUGUGUCGCCAGUUUUGUCUUGGCUCUGUGUUGUGGUUCGGUUGUCUCCAGGGGUCAUUCUCAUUAGCCUGAGGUCUUCCCUUACACCCUGGUUGUUCGCCUUUGCUGCUUCUCUGCUGGCUUUGCGGACAGGUUCUUGGCUUCUUUUU